Messenger RNA from Cyprinodon tularosa, 4456 nucleotides. It is a transcript of the gene unc93b1, whose product is annotated as unc-93 homolog B1, TLR signaling regulator. Bases 274 to 2151 code for a protein of 625 amino acids. The record is from RefSeq and is a predicted model, not a curated record. Gene Ontology annotation, cellular component: lysosome; endosome. The transcript has 14 exons. Gene Ontology annotation, molecular function: Toll-like receptor binding. NCBI's taxonomy places the organism in Eukaryota, Metazoa, Chordata, Actinopteri, Cyprinodontiformes, Cyprinodontidae. Gene Ontology annotation, biological process: toll-like receptor signaling pathway; toll-like receptor 7 signaling pathway; toll-like receptor 3 signaling pathway.
AAGACGGACCGGGUGAAGCAGUGAGGAAGUGAGAAGCCAAACUUUCGUUUCCCCCGUGAAACUUUUUUAUUUUUACCUACAGUAGAAGCCUGUGCUUCAGAAAGGGGAAGAAACAAAUAACCGAGACUAGAAGCAGCGGAAGGUUUCCGCCUGUCAGCGGCUGGCAGGUGGACUCUGCUCACUCUUCAGGAGACUCUCCAGACCCACAAGAAUUCUGCGACUGGGAAACACAGCAACAAUACUUUGUUUCUUUGUUUGUUGAAAAUAUUCCAGAUGGAGGGAACUGAGGAAGAUCAGCUCAUUGAAGAGGCCGAGCACAUUGUAGCGCCUCCCAAUGGUGGUGUGAAUGAACUGCAUGAUGUGGGACAGGAGGACAACAUGCAGGGAGAGAUGGAGGAGUUUCUAGGCCCACAGGCACAGUACAACGAGGAGGAGGAGGAGAGGAAGUACUAUAGAAGGAAGAGGCUGGGAGUCAUCAAGAAUGUUGUGGCCAGCAGCAUUGGAGCUAUGAUUGUGUACAGUGUUUAUAUGGGUCUUUUGCAGAUGCAGUUGACCCUUCAUUAUGACAUGACAUACCGUGAGGUGAAGUACAGCAACCUUGGACUUGAGGACAUCGAUCGGAAGAUGCUGAUGGGAAUUAAUGUGACCCCUAUCAUCGGCCUCCUUUACACCCCCGUACUCAUCAGGUUUCUAGGUACUAAAUGGAUGAUGUUUCUAGCGUCAGGAAUCUAUGCGCUGUUCGUCUCAACCAACUACUGGGAGCGGUACUACACGUUAGUGCCUUCAGCUGUAGCCAUCGGUGUGGCUAUCGUACCUUUUUGGGCUUCUCUGGGAAGUUAUAUCACAAGGAUGGCCCAGCAGUACUAUGAGUACGCCAACUACAAGGAGGAACAUGUGCAGGAGCAGAGAAAGCUUCCAAAGGGGGCGUGUCACAGCUAUGUCAUCGUCUUCCAGUCAGUUUUCUUCUUCAUCUUCAGUCUGAGUUUCGUCUUCGCUGAGUUCCCCAUGCGUCUCGUCCUCCAUGACCACCUGCAUGAAAACCCACACAUCCUCUUCAAUGUGAAGACAUGCGGCGCUGCAAUCAGAGGUAUCAUCCCAGGCUUCAACAGCACAGUGCUGACCAACCUGCCGCGCUCCAUGUUGCUCAUCGAGGUGGAGAGCAUCUUGAUGGGCUUCGCCUUCCUCUCCAUGAUUAUCUUCCUGUUGCUCUGUGGCCCUGCCUACCGGCCAACAGAGGAAAUCGACCUCCGCAGCAUCGGCUGGGGGAACAUCUUCCAACUUCCUUUUAAACACCUGAGGGAUUAUCGCCUGCGGCUGCUCUGCCCCUUUUUCAUCUACAGCGGACUGGAAAUGCUGUUCGUUAUCAGCGGGUUCUCACUGUCCUAUGGGGUCUGUAUUCUGGGCCUAAAGAGCCUCUGGAUCCUGAUCGUGGUCUACGGCCUCUCCUGCUCCGUAUUCUCCCUCCUCUCUCUCAGCCUCCUACGCCUACCACGAUGGGUGUGUCUAAUGGGGGGCGCUGUGGUGCACGGGAUCCUGCUGGUGGUCCUCCUCGCUCUGUCUGUUAAGCCUAAUUCACCAGAGUAUCUGGGCCCCCUGCUGGUGAUCAUGGUGCUUUGGGGACUCGGCAGCGCCCUGAACAAAGCAGGUGUCAGCACUGUCAUCGGCAUAUUGUACGCUGAGGAAAAAGAACGUCUGGAUUUCGUUUACACCAUCUAUCACUGGUGGCAGGCCAUCGCCAUCUUUGUUGUCUAUCUUUGGUCUCAGAUGCCCAUGAGGGCUAAACUGUCCAUCCUGCUGGCCACUUUGUUGUUGGCGUGCUAUUGUUAUUGGGUGAUGGAGCGUCGCGUGGCACAGAAAGUGCAGCACAGGAUGCCCCGAAUCCCACGGCCACGCCACAAGGUGAAAGGCUACCGCUACCUGGAAGAGGACAACUCUGAUGAGUCAGAUUCAGACAGAAGCGAGAAGGAUGACGAGGAGGAGGAGGGAGAGAGGGCGGAGGAGGAUGAUCAUGUUGUGGAGGAGAUGGGAGCAGGGGACAGGGAGGAAGAAGGCCAAGAUGCCAGAGCUGAGGGAGCUGACUCGCCUGGAGCCCAGAGGAGAGAGGCCGAGGGUCAAGGUGUCCAUGUGGAGGAAGAAGGGAGGGAGAUGUGAUGAAAUGAAAGAAGAAAAGAGGAGAGGUAGUGGACAAAUAUCCGGUACAUAUGGAUGCUCUGUCCAUCAGAAUAUGAAUGGCUUCCUUUAUAGAAUUCAGAGCGAGGAGGGAGCAAGGUCUGGCAUACUCCUCAACUUUUUAUGCUUCUACCACCAUGUUGAAAUAUUGUGGUGCUUUGUUUAUACUAUUAUGUCAUACUUCAGGUUGGUCUGUUACAUAAAACUGCAAUGAAACACAUUACAGGUUGUGGUUCAUGAAUCCUGGGUAAUUUUAUAUAUUAAAAAAUCAAUUUAUUGAGGUUCUGCAGAUAAUCGUUUUGGUUACUUUAUAAAUGAAAUCCUGUUUUUGACUUUAUAAGCAAGGGUUAAUAUUUUGUCUUAAAAUGACAUAUCUGUGCAUCUUUAGCCAUAAAUCAAGGAUAUGGUUCACAGAACCAAACCUAUCAUUUCCAGCUAUAAAUCUCUCUUUUUCUUGUAAAGGUUAGAAAAACCUGUGAAAAAGCUUUUAGUGAAUCAUCACUAGAAUCAGUAAAACAACACCCAAAUUGUUUUUUAUUACAAAUACAUUGUUUAAACAAUUUUAUGUAAAGAGAGUUCCUUCAAAAUAUAUUCGUUUUAUGUAUUUUAAAAUGUUUAUGUGAGACGGUAUUUCUUGUUAACAUGUUCUGUUUAUAAUUCUUCACACACUGAACAAGGCAACAAUUUAGAACACAAUGCUUCUAUUCUAUCUGCUCAGUUUGUGCUACACGUUCACCAGAUCUGUCGAUAAAAAAAAAAAAAAAAAAAAAAAAACAUUUUUUGUGUUGCUUCUGCAGAGCAUUUGUCUGCAAAGAAAGAUCUGAAAGAGACAGAAAUGAAGAAUUAAAAAUAGGGAAUAAAGCUGAGAACUGUGUUUCAAUAGUAAUUAUCAGAAAGCCUGCUUUACCCUGCUGAAUGUGAAUAGAUCUUUUUUUUGCUCUUUUGUAUAAAGACAAAGAAAACACGAUGGAGCUAAAUCUCAUUUUACUGAGGAUAAUAGGGAUGAUUAUGAAUAUAUGCUUUUAUUUAGUACAAUUCAGUUUGUAGCAGAUUGGAAGGUCAUUCAGAGAGGAUGGCUGCAGGGUCAGUGCAGAGAAAAGAUGUUAGUUCUAGCUAACAUCACAUGACUGUUCAAAGUUUGCCUUAUGAAAUGUUGUGUCUGUCUAGAGUUUGGGGAUUAUGUGUAUGAACUUUGCAUGAGGUAGAUGUUCUCUAUUCUUCUUAAUGUUGUCUGCCAGGCUGCAACAGACAGACAAGGAAGCCCGCAUACUAACUUCUCACUGGUCUCUUAUGAAUAUUUAAUUCCUUCCCUUCUUUGGUAUAUUAGCUUUUUAUUGACUGUUGGUCAAAACAAACCCACUGUCAUUCUGUUAGGAAUGUUUUUAUUCUCACCCUGCAAAAACUUUAAUCCUCACUGAGAGAUUCUUCCCAUAACAGUGCUUGGUUAGUAUGUGUUUUUAUGCAACAUCAACUUUUCAAUGUCUGGCUAGAGCUGACCCUAACUUAUCAUAUAACAGUUCAUUUUCUGCAGAGGUUUUGAGUCUGGGUAAGGCGGGUCUUGCAGGAAAGUCUGACGCUGAUACACAAAUAUAUGCAUUCCAAACAAAAUUUCCUAACACCUUCAUGAUGCUGUUGUUCAACCUUCAUCAUUUCUCAAGUUGUAAAACAAAAGAAAGAAAGGAUAAAACGGAUUUAAUUCUGUGUGCUGUGGUCUUUACUGUUCUCAGCACAGAGGGGGGUGGCAAGUCACACCUGUAGGAGCGGGUUGCCGUGUGGAGCCAGAUGGCUGUAAAGGCGGGAGCAGAGUAGAGAAGAGAGGUCUCACAGGUGGUCCAUGAGCCAAAACUGCAUCCUCUUCUCUGGUCAUCAUGUCAAGAUCAAACAUGGACACUGGUUCCCAAUGUCCAAACCCACGAUCAUGGAAUAUAGCACAACACUACCUUUACUGAAUUCACAGCUUCAUCUUAUUUCAUCCAUUUUUCUAAAGGCAUCUUUUUUCUUCCCAAAUAGAGUUGAAUUUCCAUUUUGCUCCUGUUAACUCCUCGAAUGUUUGCUGAAAUGUUAGCCUUACAUUAGCGUAUAAAGUCUCUUUGGAUAUCACCUGUAUAUACAGUGGCUUGGCUAACUACAUACUUUAGUGUGCUUCCAGAAAAAGCUGUUCUACUUACUUUUGAACACUUUGCAUGGAUUGUUCCUUAUUCAGCUACUGAUGUUUCAACUUCAGCUCUCUCCCAGCAACACAACCUGUGUAUUGUCAAUAGCCUGAGGCGUAGCUCACACAAAGGCA